This is a messenger RNA of Jaculus jaculus (lesser Egyptian jerboa), 846 nucleotides long. RefSeq names its product testis expressed 33 (gene Cimip4). The record is from RefSeq and is a predicted model, not a curated record. Lineage: Eukaryota; Metazoa; Chordata; Mammalia; Rodentia; Dipodidae. The coding region runs from base 20 to 781 and encodes 253 amino acids. The transcript has 5 exons.
AAGCCCGGAAUUGCUGGUCAUGGAGCUGAGCCACCAACCAGGCACAACCACUUUGCCCAGGACCCAGCUGGACAGAAACAAGGACAUGGACUCCUGGAGUACUACCCACAGUGACCUCAACCCCUCCAAGCUCAAGUAUCAGCCACGUCUCUCCCUGACCCCGCGAAGCAGCUCCUUAGAGCAAGGUCACCUGGAGAUCCCACCUCCGCCACCUACGCCCACCAGCAGGACUUCCCUGGGGGGGGACCCAAGGCCUGGGGACCUGAAGAACAUCGGAUGCAGACUGUCCUCUGAAGAAAAUAAGACUGGGGUGGAGGAAGGCCCCAACUCGAGGACAGUGCCUAUGAGCCAGAAAGACAGCGUCAUUCCUAACAAUAUCCGCCACAAAUUUGGAAGCAAAGUGGUGGACCAGCUGGUCCCUGAGGAGCAGGCUCGGAGAGCCAUCGAUGAGAUCCUGGACGGUCCGAAGAGAGCAAGCUCGUGGUCCAGCCAGACGCGGAGUCCUGCAGAGCUCUCGUCCAUCUUUGCAGAUUACUAUGAUCUGGGCUACCACAUGCGGUCCAAUUUAUUUCAAGGUGCCCCCCUGGAGACAAAGAGCCUCAUGAAGGCCUCCUACACACCGGAAGUGAUCGAGAAAUCGGUGAGGGACAUAGAACACUGGCACGGCAGGAAGACGGACGAGCUGGGUCGGUGGCACCGGAAAAAUGCUAUGAACAUGAACCUACAGAAAGCGCUGGAUGAGAAAUUUGGAGAAAAGAGCAAAUCCAGGAGCCAUAAGUAGAUAGGACCUUAGAAGGUAUGCUGUCUACUCAAAAUGCUACCAAUAAAGAAAGAGGCAGAACUCGA